AGAGUUUCUACAUACCAAGGAUAUUUUGUCAAUGGCUUCAAAUUUCAUACAGUUGCUUAUGGCUCUAAGAAAUCAACGGAUAAUAGUGGAUUGUGCGUUAAGGGAUCAGUGGAUUACUAUGGUCGUUUGUCAGAGGUUGUUGUUUUAGAAUAUCCUGGGCUGCCAAAGAAAACAACAACAUUGUUCAAAUGUGAGUGGUUCGACCCUGAAAUUGGAAGUGGAACUGAAGUUGACCUUAACUUCAAUUUGGUUUCAGUCAACAAAAAUCGUCGUUAUUCCAAAUAUGAACCCUUUAUCCUUGCCGAUCAAGCUAUACAAGUUUAUUAUUCCUCUUUUCCUAGUAAAAAUAACAAUAGAAGGAAUUGGUUGGCUGCUUGUAAAGUGAAAGCAAGACCAGUUGUUGAAGUUUCCACAACUGAAAUUCCAACAACAUCUUUGCCGUUUCAAGAGGAAGACAUAGGCAGAAUAUCUCCAACGACUAUAGAUGACAUCCCAACAAUUAUUCACCCACUUGGAGGCGAGGUGGAGAUAGAUGACGAUGAAGAUGAUGAAAUUAACAAUGAAGACAUUCCUUUAGACUCACCCGAGUCUUCAAAUUCUGAUUCUGAUUGAGUAAAUAUAUUUGUCAACUUAUGUAUUUAAUGUAGUCUACAAUCCUUAUUGGAACUAAUGAAUUAAUCACUUCAAAUUAUCAUAUAGAUGUCUACUUCUGGCCGAUCCGGAUCUACGCAUUCGACCGACGAUGCGGAUGUGUCCGAGACGCUGCCCACGGGGGCUAUACCGACUGGUGUUGCUAAGGAUGGGCGCAUAUGGGUGCAUCUUCAUGGCAGUGUUUUGAGGCCGAGUGGACCUAUUCGGGCUAGGGCUACUGAUAGCUUCCAAGGUAUGCCAGAUGCAAGUGGCACGAAUUGGAAGAAUUUGACUGAGGAGAUGAAGGACUUGUACUUCGACGAAUUUGUGAAAGCAUUUUGUUGGCAACAAGAUAAAUAUACCAGACACCAAAUUAAGAAGGCGUGGAUCUCAGAGGCUCGAGUAGCAUAUAAGGAUUACAUUUCUGCAUGCAAGAAAACCCUCCUACUACACAAGAAGAAGAUUGAAUCUCUCAAUCCUAUUGUUGAGGCUGCUUGGAGGGCUUAUUGGGCAUUGCCUGAAACUCAGGCAAGGUCUGCACAGGCGUCUAAGAAUCGCCGUUCUGAGCCUUGCGGUGUUGGUACAGGGAUGGCUAUUCAUCAUGGCGGGUCGCGUAGCGCUCUGGAUCAUGCUGAGCAUCUGGCUCGGGAGAGCAAUAUCCCUUUUGACGCGGCGUCUUGGGCUACCUUUCGACGUAUCCAUUUUAAGAAUGGACAGUAUACCGCCGGACGACCUGCGCAGCACGGGUUGGAGGUCGAGAGGCGAGUGGCAGAGCUGCGUGAGAUACAGGGAGAGGUCACACCCGCCGACGUGGAUCGCAUCUUCCGAGAGGUAGUCACUCCUGAUCCGAAGGGGCGCAUCAUGGGAUUAGGUAUGAUGAUGUCGAAGGCGCUUACUUCAGGCGACGGCGAGUCGAGCACCUCCACCAGCACCUCACACUUCGAUGCUCCUUCAAAGGCUGAGUUUACCACUUUGAGGGAGGAUCUUGACACCACAGCGAGUGCUCUGACCAGAGCAGUGCAGGAGAUAGAGGCCAGGAGACAUAGAGAGGAGGAGCAGGCUAGGACUAUACAGGAGAUGCAGUCCCAGAUCGCGUUGCUCAUGCGAGGAUUUCGACCAUCCACCCCUUCUGAUGAGACUCACCCAGACCUUUGAUUAUGCUGACUAUGUUUUGAUGUACUUUUUUAUGCUUUGAAUACUGAAUUUCUGUUUUUGUUGAUAUUUUCUAGGAUUUUCUACUUUGUUAUGGGAUGAUUAUUUGUUUUUA
Messenger RNA from Salvia miltiorrhiza (redroot sage), 1897 nucleotides. RefSeq lists its product as uncharacterized. The record is from RefSeq and is a predicted model, not a curated record. The coding region runs from base 700 to 1785 and encodes 361 amino acids. Lineage: Eukaryota; Viridiplantae; Streptophyta; Magnoliopsida; Lamiales; Lamiaceae. The transcript has 5 exons.